Pseudonaja textilis is the source of this 5685-nucleotide messenger RNA. NCBI's taxonomy places the organism in Eukaryota, Metazoa, Chordata, Lepidosauria, Squamata, Elapidae. The record is from RefSeq and is a predicted model, not a curated record.
UAAGUGACAUAUAUAUACUAUAUGAGUUGCUGUCAAAAAUUGUCACUCCUAGUUUUUAAAUGAAUUUUAGAACAUUUAGAAUCAAAUUUCAUACAACUCAAUUUUUAAUAUUAACCCUAAUUUCCUUUUCCUGUUUUCCUGGAUGUAGGAGAACCUCUUAAUGAGGAUUCAUUUCCAUAUUGCAGAUGAAUCUAAGGAAGAUAUCUGCACUGCCCCACAUUGUAUUUCACAUCAGAAAUUUGCAAUGACCUUGUUUGAACAGUGUGUCUGUACCAGUUGUGGUGCUACUUCUGACCCAUUGCCCUUCAUCCAGAUGGUGCAUUAUAUCUCAACUACUUCACUCUGCAAUCAGGCCAUUUGCAUGCUGGAAAGACGAGACAAACCGACGCCUGAUAUGUUUGGAGAGCUGCUACAAAAUGCCAGCACAAUGGGAGACAUGAGAAACUGUCCGAGCAAUUGUGGAGAAAAAAUUCAGAUACGCCGAGUGUUGAUGAACUCUCCACAGAUCAUCACCAUUGGACUGGUCUGGGAUUCGGAUCACUCAGAUUUGGCGGAGGAUGUCAUUCAUAGCCUGGGCACUUGCCUUAAACUGGGUGAUCUGUUCUUCAGAGUAACUGACGACAAAGCAAAACAAUGUGAAUUGUAUUUGGUUGGAAUGAUCUGCUACUAUGGAAAACAUUACUCCACCUUUUUCUUUCAAACAAAGAUUCGUAUGUGGAUGUAUUUUGAUGAUGCCCAUGUUAAAGAGAUAGGCCCUAAAUGGAAAGAUGUUGUUACUAAGUGCAUUAAGGGUCAUUACCAACCCUUGCUACUCCUUUAUGCAGACCCAAGAGGAACUCCAGUAUCAAGCCAGAAUCUAUCCACACAGGAUUUGCCACAGUAUAACAGAACUUAUUAUGAUAGUGAAGAUUCAGGACGUGAACCUUCUAUCUCAAGUGACACUAGAACAGAUUCUUCUACAGACAGCUAUCUGCAUAAACAUUCACACCAUGAAUCUAUGGUCAGCCACUUUUCUUCUGAUUCUCAAGGAACUAUUAUUUAUAAUGUGGAAAAUGAUGUGGUUUCGCAAAGCAGCAGGGACACAGGUCACCUGACUGAUAGUGAAUGUAAUCAGAGACAUACUACCAAAAAGAGUUCUCUGGCAGACCGUAAGAGAAAUAACAACAGGUCUAGAAAGAAGGGGGAUGAAGCACAGCCAUCUGGAUAUCACAGUGAAGGAGAGACACUGAAGGAGAAACAGGUACCCAGAACUGCCUCUAAAAUGUUGAAUGGUACCAGCAAACUAAGGGAAUUUAAAGAGACAGUUAGCAACAUGAUCCACAGCAGGCCUUCGCAGACACAUCAAGGUUCCCCUCAUGGGAAGAAUCAGGCUGAAAUCCAGUCACUACCCAGAACUUUGACCAUUCACUCUCAAGACUGGGAAAUAGAGAGCAACAGUAGCGAAUCAAAGUCAAGUUCUUCUUGCAAGUACCGACCACCUUGGAGACCCAAACGAGAGCCGCUAAAUAUAGACAGCAUCUUCAGUAAAGAAAAGAGAAAACAAAGUGGCUAUACCCAACUCAGCCCCUUCGCAGAAGAUGCAGCCAAAGAAUUUAUAGAAGAUGAGCUGAAGGAGCCAGCAUGUGAAACAAAAUCAAGGCGGUCCAACAGGUAUAAACAAUGGACUUUAGGGCGUGGUGCACAUCACAGAAUGGAUCAGCAUCCUCGUCUGAUCCAAAGGAUGGAAUCUGGUUAUGAAAGCAGUGAUCGCAAUAGCAACAGUCCAGUCAGUCUGGAUAUGCCUUUGUCAGAUAGCUCAAAUACCUCUAGGGAUAUCAAACGAACUGGAGAUUUUAUUCCUGCCUGGCAUAAUAUUCCAAAAUCACAUAGCAGUAGCAUCUUGGAAGUAGAGAGUGCCUCGUCCACAACCUGCAGGAGAAAAAAUAAAUACUCUUUUGGUAAUGGUGGGGAGAUAUUUGUUUCUUCCAAGAGUGAACUAGAUGAAUUACAAGAAGAUGUAGCAAGAAAGGCCCAGGAGCAAGUCUUCCAGAGGAAGCAGGAAAAGGAACUAGAGGCAGCCUUGGGCUUUAAUCCCCACCCAAGCAGAUUCAUGGAUCUGGAUGAACUGCAAACUCAAGGGAGGACUGGUGGCUUUGAGAGGCCUAUACAAGAGGCAGAUUCAGUCUUCCAAGAGUCACUGCAUCAAGAGCAGAAGGGAGAUUGUGCGGCAGCUUUGGCUCUCUGCAAUGAAGCUAUAUCUAAACUAAGACUUGCCAUGCAUGAUGUCAGCUCUAGCACUCAGAGCAGAGCUCUAAUCGAUAAGAAGCUGCAAAUCUAUGUCCGAAAAGAGCGGAGCCUUCAGGAUCGCAUGCAGCAACAGCAACCUGUACAACCGCCACCCACCUGCCACCCACCAUCGGGCGGCAACAUGACCCAAACUACAAGUAAACAGACUAUCCCACUCCAAGUACUGCUGAAACAGAAGAGAGGGCUGGAACCUAGCAAAGAAGCGGCACCUGGGCCAAGAUCCUACAUCCACCCACUUGCUUCCCAUCCUGAAAAGAAAUCAUAUUCCAAACCCAUAUUUCAACCUCUUCUUGAAAACAGGCUGAACUUUCAAGCUGCAUCUGUUACUUUCAGUGACCAAGCUACUACUUUUUCUUAUAGACAACCUGGUAGUGACCAGUCCAUUCAGACUAAGACUGAAAUUGAUGGUGAUGUGAAACUUGCUUCUCCUAGCACUUUAAAAGAUUAUGAAGAUCACAACAGUAAUAUUAAGGUCAAGAACCUACAUAAUACAGGAUCCCCUCUCACCUCCAACUGCAAAAUGAAUUUAACUAUAACGAACUCUGAAUCAUUACCUACACUCUUCCCCUCUUCACCACCACUGGAAAGUCCACCUGACAAAAAAGGCCAAUCUAGUCAGCUUUUCAGUUCAGGAAGCAUUUCAGAAUGGCCUAGUGCUGCUCCACCUGGGGACUACCAUGGUGCAAUACUGCCUUCUCUUCCCCCUCUGCCUCAUUAUGCUCCAGAAGAAUUAAAGAUGACUGGGCAACUUGGGGGUUUACAUCAUCCACAAGAACUUGUCAGUGGGGAUUCUUUGAAAUCUGAAAGUGUAAGUAGCAAAAGGCCUGUUCUUUCUAUUGCGGAACAGUUUCAAUGGUUGGAGGGAAAUUUCCAAAGGCUAGAUACGUAUGAGGAAAAAAGGAAGGCAGCUACCUGUCAUGAUCAAAAUACUCCGAAGUUACAGCAGGAAUCCUACAGUAGUCAUUUUUACCUCAAGCUGUCAGAUGUUGGAAGACAGGAGAAUGGAAUUGCACCUGCUGAAACGUUGGACACAAGUCCAAAAACAAAAUAUACCAAUUACAGAAAUCCUGCUGGCUCGAUUUCAUCUGUGGCUAUAGAGAGCUGCACAGAUCAUGUUAACAAUUUUAGCACAGCAGUAACUCAGCAUAAGAAUGCCAGUUGUCUUUUAAUACCUGGAAACAAAUCACCUGUGAUCGGUCAAAGAGCUUUUGAGGACUACCCAGUGCAGAAUCAGGAAACAGUACAGGAGGUUUCUGAGCUGGAGUCUCUGUACCAGGCCAGCAUGCAAGUUCCUCUGUUGAGAAAUCUGGACAAUUCCAAGCUGGCACUGAACAAAACAGCAAACUUGCCUACAAAAAAGAUGUAUAGGGGUCUGUCAAGAACAGCAGAACCUGAAAACAACAUCUGUGGAAAUAUGAGUUCUCCAGAUCCUAAGAUACAUGUGCCAUGUACUGGCCAGGAGCCAGAAGAGGAAACGUACAGUGCAGAGAACUUCCGUCGCAUUGCACGCAGUCUCAGUGGGACAGCCAUCACAAGCAGAGAAGAGAAACUUGCUUCUUCUCAGAAUUUUGAAGCGUCCAGUGAGAGGAACCUAUCAGUAGAAGCCAGGUCCUAUUCUUCCAGCACUACUUCUCUUUCCUUCCCUCCCAAUUUGCCUCCUGUGCUCCCCUUCUACCCUCAACUCUCUUCACCUGAGCUGCAGCACUUCUCCCAUGAUGCUCCAGUGAUUAGUAUGGUAGGCAAGAUGCAAAGACAAUCAGGAAAUCAGAAUAAUAUCCCAAAGUGUCUAACUGUGCCAGACAGGAAUGCAGCUUUCCACACAGAAGACAAAUCAUGCAUGCCACUGAAUUAUGGGAACCCCAUUACCAACCAGGACCACUCCUCACAAAGGCAAACGUCUUUGAAUACAUUUUUAGACAGUGGAACAUCAAAUGCUUCCAACCACUGGCUACAGAGAAGUCAUGCUGGCCAAGAGCUAGCUGCAGCAUCAGACAGUGAAGCAGCACGUGGGGAAUCUCCCCUCCAGAUGAGCGAGGACUCACAAGAGUCUCUGCCCCAAUGGCCGUUGGCUCUUGGGGCUCUAGGCUGGCGGCAAUCUCCUGGCAGGAGUUAUGGGACAGUCUCACAUGGGGCUUCAAGGCACAAAGGCUUUCAGAGCUGCUUUCUGAUUUCCCAGCAAGCCAAGGUCCGAGGCCCAAAGCGUGUCGAUAUGCCCCCGGAUGAAGACUGGCGACAGCACACCUUUACUCCACAGCCGGCCAUAAGAAGCUUCUUUGUCCACUCUGGAAAUGCCCUGUAAAAUCCUGGGUCGUGCAGCAGUUGCGUCCAUGCACAGCUAUGACUACUGAGAUGGCACCCUUCUGUUGGGCUAUUAGUUUUGAAAGGGGCUCUUGUCUGAACUGAAGAUACUGAAAUGCAAUUGAUAAUAAGGUAGUGAGAUUUUUUUUUUCAACUAGUUGUUGCCAGUUUUGUCUUUAAAAUAGUUAUGAUUGCCGAAAACUAACUGCACUUUAUUUCUUUGUAUGUAUUGCUGUUUUAUAACAACCUUUUCAGCAAUUCCAUUCCUAACCUUUUGCUAUAAGAAAUGCUCAGUUGCAGUAGAACAAAGGGCGAGAUUUGCAUUUGGAUUAAAAUUAAAUCCUCUUGGUGUUUUCUAUAGGCUGUAUUUGGUGAAUUUAUGUAUCAUGUUAAGUAGCACUAGAAAGCCUAUGUGCCAAUUUUCAAUUCAGUGUUAUGUUCUUCUGCUCCUAUAUUAUAUGCUGGGGGGAAGAUUUCAGACCUUUCUAAGAAUUGGCCAUGUUCAUAAUGUAAUAAGAUACAGGCACAGAUGACUCCUAUAGGGGCUAGGGUGGGAGUGGUAAGAAGUUAUGGCACCAGCCCAUUUCUCAUUUUUUUCAAAGUAGACUACUAGGAUUUGAAGUAGCACGUUUAAUAAACACAGAAUCACUGUAACUAUUUUAGGGUCUGACAUACUUGCCUUUGUAAGUUUUUCAAAGAAAUAAAUGAAAUAGUUAUGUUUAUUGAAUGAUUAUUAAUUGCUUUCUUAUUUUCAGAAAUGUGUUUCCCAAAUUGGAGUAGUUCUUUCAUUGCUCAUUUUUUUCUCUUUGUGGUAUUAAAUAUUUUAUGGGUUGACUUUUAUGUUAUUUUGUGAAUCUAGCUAAAGUAAGGCAAUUUAUGUGUUUUAUAAGAUUAUGAUUUACAGUAGAUUGUGAAUGAUGCAGUCAAUUUAAAGGCCCUGUUAAAGAAGUUAGUGUCCUCAUCCUGUUUUUCAUUCUUUUUAAGAUUGUCUUUGCUUAACUGAAAGGAACAUAGAGUACAAUUGUAGGUGUGUCAGGAAAGCAACAGCUCAAAAUGACAGACAGGUCAUAGCAGAGAGCUCUGACACAACGUGAUCCACUG